Messenger RNA from Haliotis rubra (blacklip abalone), 2755 nucleotides. RefSeq names its product orexin receptor type 2-like. The coding region runs from base 576 to 1823 and encodes 415 amino acids. Gene Ontology annotation, molecular function: G protein-coupled receptor activity. The transcript is spliced from 2 exons. Gene Ontology annotation, cellular component: membrane. Lineage: Eukaryota; Metazoa; Mollusca; Gastropoda; Lepetellida; Haliotidae. The record is from RefSeq and is a predicted model, not a curated record. Gene Ontology annotation, biological process: G protein-coupled receptor signaling pathway.
UCCUACAAUAACCCCUUUUCUUGAAAGUAGUUAAAAUAAUAUGAAAAUAGAAGUGUUUUGAUUUCCCUCUCCGGAGCGUCUUUUUUAACAUUUGUCUUAUUCCUGAUUGCGUUAUUUCAAUCAAAGACAUUUCCUCCUUUCCUGUAAACUCACAAAAGUCUGUAUUUUUGUUCCACUCCCAUCGUUGUUGGAAACCAGAUCUCUCACUGAGGAAACUUUGAACACGCCGCGCAACAUGUGCCUGCCACCGAGCGCGGCAGACUCUGCCAGGCGUAUUGCGACAAUAUGGCUAAAUAAACGCGUUGUGGAAAGCAGAUUUAAGGUUAAAAUGUCUUGGAAUACAACCUGUUAACAAUGUACCAGGUCACACUACGGGCUUCAGUCAGGAAAUUGACAACACACGUGACCUAAUCUCGCGUUAAACGAGAUAUUGACAGAAACGGUCUUGAAUUGCAAGUUCCACAGUGUGGCGGCAGUUGGCCAUGGUAGACGUGUUUACUGACUCUGUAUGCUCGGUGUAGCGGGCUCCAGGCUUGUGUCACACUCAUGUGGAUUAAUCAACAUAUAUAGGUACCAUGGCGUCGUGCACUCAUCUGCUGUUCUCGGACGGCCUGAACCACACGGAGCCGGAACUGAAGGCUCGCCUCAUGCAGCUGGAGAACGACGAGGCCGUUAAUAAGCUGCCCGCCAUAUUGUUUAUAGGAGGCCUGCUUCUCAUUGGCUUCUGUGGCAACCUGCUCGUGUGCGCUGUAUAUUAUUCCAAGUUCACUGCGAGUACGUCGAAAUACUUCAUCCUUAGUUUAGCCAUCUUUGAUUUGGUCAACUGUUUGAUAGCCAUUCCAGCCGAGAUGGUUGACCUGCGGUUUGAUUACCACUUCAACUCACCCCAUGUAUGUAGGAUAAUGAGAUUCACAAUCACUUUCAACACCACGGCGUCAGCCGGCGCCUUACUCGCCAUUGCCGUUGACCGGUACAGGAAGAUAUGUCGGCCGUUUGAGAGACAGAUGAGUCUCAGAGAGACGCGUCUUUGGAUUGUGUUCGCCGUGUUUGGUUCGCUACUUCUGUCAUGGCCGGCGACACUGCUGUAUGGGCGUCGGACCGAGCAGAUGAGUGGGAUUGACACAUACGAUUGUUCCUUUGACGACAGUGUUAUUGACAAAUGGUACCCACAGGUGUAUAUUGUCAUACUGACGGUGAUGUGCCUGGCGACGAUGGCCGUCCUCGUAGUCCUGUAUGUACUCAUUGUGGUUCGCGUCUGGAGGCAGAAAUCAAGGAGGAAGAGAAUCAUGUCAAGGUCAGCCAUAACUAAAAACUCAUCGGCAUCGCUUGCUGACUCAAUACGGAAGUUGAACUGCAAGCUGGGAAACAAGGGGGCGGAAGUGAUGCAACUGAGUGCUGAUGGAGAUGCUAGUAUCUUAAGCACAGAACAACGAAGGAGACAGAACAUGAACCAGAAUCAAACCAUCAAAACAACAAUAAUGUUGUUCUGUGUCACUCUUGUUUUCAUCAUCAGUUUUAUUCCAUUCUUCGCAUUGCAGAUAAUCAAAAGCAUAUACCCUGGCUUUGAGGACGGCCUUCAUUGUAAUCACUCGGCUUUGAUCGCUUACAAACUUUUUCUGCGGUCCUUUUUCAUCAAUAGUGCAGCAAAUCCCAUUAUUUACAGUUUCUGUAACGACGGCUUCCGUUUGGAGUGUAAGACAGUCGUGAGGAAAGUCUUCUGCUGUCUGUGCAGGCAAAGCUCUUGCUGUCAACCUCCAAAGCCCUGUGAUGAACUUAACGUUCCAAAUCAGUUCCGGAGUUUAGAAGCAGUCCCCGAUUGCUAACCGCUUUAUAGUAUUUGUUCAGGUAACACUUUCACAUAAUUGUGUUUCUAGGAUGUAAAUCUCAAGGAAGUAAGACCUAGUACCUGGCAGUGGACUUGUUUGUAUAAACUGAGUGCAUUGGGUUUAAGAGCGCCAGCAGUUCGAUUACGUGAUUGCUGUGGAAUCUACGAAGUACGACAGCAACUUGCGAACCGUGGGUGAUAAUGCAGCAACUCCCUGUUUGUGCCUCCAGUAAAACUGUUCUCUGCCACGGAGAUGCUGAACCCUGCGAGUGGGAUUCAAACUCCGAACCUGGUUGUCCCAAGUCAGCUCUUAACCACAGUACAAAAUAUCACUUGCAGUACUUUUGCAUUAUCACAGAACGACUUCGAGAACGAUCCUUCUGAAACAGUCGUGUAGCGUAUGGUUCGUUUGACGCCCCUCAGUACCAGCUUGCCUGUCAAAAACGUUUCCCUGCCCUUUGUAAAGUGUUGUAACCAACUGGCACAAACACAGCUGUUGCGUUGUCUCUAGGUUCUUUAGUCUUGAUUUACGUAAGUUGCGAGAAAUACUGUAACAACUUUCGAGGUUGUACUUUCCACAGCUUCCUGUAUUUACUGUACAAACGUGUCUGUACGUGAGGAUCUGUAUUUACAACGAGGAGCGACGUUUCGAUGUAGAUUCAAAUACCGUUAUCAAUGACGUGAUGAGUACUUAGUACUCCAUCUUAUAUAUAUACUAGCCACAUAAAGAAACUGUGCAUUGUCAAAAUAUUAUCCCAGUUGAUAAGAACGAUAACAAUGUCAAAGGUACAUAUAAACUUCAAUGGAUGGAUCAUGAGACCAGUCGUGAGAAUUUCAACUGAAAAGUCAAUCACAAUGACGUCACGAGUCCACAAACGGGACAAGAGUCAAACGACCAUGUCACAAGCUCAAUAAUGGGGAUGUCCACCA